This is a messenger RNA of Anguilla anguilla (European eel), 2076 nucleotides long. RefSeq names its product gastrula zinc finger protein XlCGF52.1-like. The transcript has 3 exons. The coding region runs from base 190 to 1842 and encodes 550 amino acids. Lineage: Eukaryota; Metazoa; Chordata; Actinopteri; Anguilliformes; Anguillidae. Gene Ontology annotation, molecular function: RNA polymerase II cis-regulatory region sequence-specific DNA binding; DNA-binding transcription factor activity, RNA polymerase II-specific. Gene Ontology annotation, biological process: regulation of transcription by RNA polymerase II. The record is from RefSeq and is a predicted model, not a curated record.
CCCCAAGUAGAAGAAGACGAAGAAGAAGACCGUAUUAGCUUCACCUACAGCUAAGCUAGCGUUUCGCCUAGCAAAGCCAGUGACAGCUCCUAAUUGAUAGUUACAUUCUUCUUCUAGGUCGUUACAAAAAAAUAAAUAAAUGCUGUUUUAUUAAAGCAUUGAAGUGGUGAAGUAAAAUCGUUUGGUAAAAUGACGAAUUAUGCUCAUUUUCAAACACAGAUAACCACCAUUAUGGAAAUCAUGACAAAGUCAGCGAUAGCAGAAAUCAUCAAACUUUUUGACGACAGUUCCUCAGUUUUGUGUUUGAAAAUAUCUAGGAGUUUACAUGAGAAUCGAGCGCUGAAAAGGAAACUACAGUCGAUGCAGCAUGAGCUGAGGACGGCGCGAAGGCAGAAAGAGGGAAUAGCAGGAGCGCCUGAGGGUCCUGUCAACAAUCGAUCUGUUGGAGUUCAAGUUCUCGAGAAUAGUGUGGAAGAGCCGCGCAGAGGGAGAAUCUUUGGGCUGGAGGGGAGCUUCAGUCUGAGGAGAGAUGGAGAACCUGCAGGUGUGGAACAGAAUAAUCUCUUGGGUCCUCUGCUACAGUCUGCAAGCAUGGAGAAGGUCAGACCUGAACCAGUUCUUAUCAAGGAGGAGAGACUGGAAGAGGACUUGUGUUACAGAGAUCACAAACCAGCAACAAAGGAACAGGUAACACAGCCCACAAUUGCAACAGAGGAACAGGUAACACAGCCCACACUUGCAACAGAGGAACAGGUAACACAGGCCACACCUGUAGAAGAUGGGAAGAAACUGGACACAGAGCCCACACCUGCAGGAGACCCAGAGGAGCUGAGUGAGCAGCACAGGUGUGAACACGGUGAUGAGGAGCUCAGUGGACUGGAGUUUGUGGUGAAGGCAGAGCAAGAGGAACAGCAUGUAGCCCAGAGACUCAAUCAGACAGGAUGUGAACACAGUGCAGGAAGACUCAACAAUCUGGGCUCUGAGUGUGUAAUGUAUGAGAGAGACAGUCAGCUGUGGACUUCCUUAGCACAAGGGGACAGUGACAUAGAGCCUGAUGAUCCAGUUUGUGUUAUUGCUACUGAACAGUGCUCAGAGAAUUUGUCAAUUCACACACAGCUCCAACAGACUCCUGCCACCAUGGAAGUUUCUGGAAGCACACUGUCCUCUUUUGGGCCUUCAUAUGUUGAGGAGUUUGAUAAGAUGAGUGAGAAGCUGUCUGUUUGCAGUGAGGAGCUCCGAUCAGAGGCCAUUCACACACAGCAGGGUCAGUACAGAGAGAGACUUGUGCACACAGUGGAGAGAGAGAAUCAGACAUUACUGCCCCAGCAGCAGCACCAUGGACCCUCAGUAAAACACAUGAGAGGCAGCGAGAGCCCAGCCCAGCCACACUCAGGCUCUCAGUAUGAGACCGGCUCUACUCUGAGUACCAGCGUUUUCAGUGCUGGGAAGAAGGAUGCGACUCAUGGACAACCUGACUUUGGAAAGAAACCGUUCAUUUGCAUAUAUUGUGGGAAGAGUUUUAAUUGCUGUAGUCAUCUCAUCUCACAUCACCGAAUUCACACAGGGGAGAAACCAUACAGUUGUGCACAGUGUGGGAAGCGUUUCAGUCACAAAGGUAAUCUUGUACAACAUGAGCGGGUUCACAGUGGGAAUAAACCAUUCGGUUGCACACUGUGUGGAAAGAGGUUUGCUCGUGGACCUGAUCUUAGAGCACACCACAGAAUUCAUACAGGAGAGAAACCGUAUCACUGCACGUACUGUGGGAAGAGUUUUGCUCGCCAGUGUAAUCUUGUUGUGCACCAGAGGAUUCACACAAGAGUGAAACUAUACAGCUGUAUCUAGCGUCCGACUACUUUUUAAAAAGUCAUAGACCUUUUAAACUGAACAGAUUUCACUGGUGAAACUAACCGCUUUGAUUAGAAUGAUAGGCAUUAAUAAGCUUUGUAUUAGCUUUGUGUUACAGUUUGAGUUAUAAAAAACUGUGCUGACAAAAUUCACGAAGAUACAUGAUAAUACAUCAAGCAUCAAUGUUGUCUUUCAUAUGGCUUUAAUAAAAUGAAACCGUUUUAAUUGGAA